AUGGAGGAGACAGACCCAGACGCAGACAGUUCCAAUCCUGGGCGAUCGGGAGCCUGGGUGUGUGAGCUCAGCAGUUGUGGCUCGCAGGUCCACUUGCCUCGUGGCACGUGGAAUCUUCCUGGACCAAGGAUCAAACCCGUGUCUCCUGCAUUGGCAGCCAUGCCUUCUAGUCAUCUGAACGGUGAAGGGCCUUCAACUAGUCCACUCUUCACAUCUCAGCAAAUGGGAGAGAAGAUGGUUCUGAGCUUCAUGGAGAGUGGAGUGGGAGUGGAUACAGUUUUUUCAAGCCCAUCAGUCAUCCACUUCUCCUUCCUCUGGUGA
Messenger RNA from Rangifer tarandus platyrhynchus (Svalbard reindeer), 321 nucleotides. The record is from the annotation of a GenBank genome assembly. NCBI's taxonomy places the organism in Eukaryota, Metazoa, Chordata, Mammalia, Artiodactyla, Cervidae.